Molecule: messenger RNA, 5784 nt
Organism: Cheilinus undulatus (humphead wrasse)
Lineage: Eukaryota; Metazoa; Chordata; Actinopteri; Labriformes; Labridae
Gene: nup214
Product: nucleoporin 214
Exons: 33
Coding region: 130-5784 (1884 amino acids)
Biological process (GO): RNA export from nucleus; protein import into nucleus
Cellular component (GO): nuclear pore
Molecular function (GO): protein binding; structural constituent of nuclear pore
Source: RefSeq, a predicted model, not a curated record
UCCCGCUGCCUGUGUUUAGCUGCAUAACAGACUCAUGUGGCACAUCAGAAAUUUAGCCCAAAUACAGAAAACGAAGGUAUAAAUAACAAAGUAGAUUCACCGGGAGAGUCACAGUUUCUGUCUUUCAAAAUGAGUGACGACGCAGACUCCCCUCCUGAGAGGGAAAUGAAGGAUUUUCAAUUUCGUCAGAUGAAGAAGGCAAGAGUUUUUAACCCCAGUGAUGAAUUGCCGAAGGAAAGAUCCAGUCUGCUCUCCAUCUCAAACAAAUACGGCCUCACAUUUGUCGGCCUUGAGAAAACAUUCAAAGUUUACCUGACUCAAGACAUCCUGGCAGCUGAUAAAAACGAUGGCACUUCCAAUGAAAUAGUCGAGGGGAUUGCAGCGCUGGCGGAGGUGACAGUGGAUCUCUCUCUGCACCACUUGGCUCUCAGCUGUGAUGAGCUCACGCUGUCAGCGUGUGGCAUGUCUGUGAGUGAGGGUUUGUCCCUCACUUUCUAUGAUGUCCGAACCUUCAUGAAUAAGGGAAGACCAGAGAAGCUACCAUUUGCAUCACUGGUGCCAUCAGUUCCCCCUGGUACUUUGGUUCAGGAUCUGAAGUGGAACCCUGCACAAGCGUCCAUGUUGGCUGCCUGCCUGUCUGAUGGCAGUAUGAUGAUAGUGGAAGUUACAGACACCGCAAAAGUUACAGCUGAACUACCUGCUUCAAAUGGCAUCACCUGCAUUUGCUGGAGCCCGAAAGGAAAACAAGUUGCUGCAGGAAAAAUGGAUGCCACUGUCAGUCAGUAUACACCAGCACUAGAACAAAAGAAAGUCAUCCCGUGUCCAGACUUCUACACUUCAGAUGAACCUGUCAAAGUUCUGGACGUGCUGUGGCUGAAAACGUACGUGUUUGCAGUAGUGUAUGCUGCUGCAGAUGGCUCUCUGGAGACCCCUCCUGAGCUCGUGUUGAUCUCCCUCCCUAAGAAGGAUGAGAAAGUCGAGACGAAGUAUUUAAACUUCAGCGACACUGUGUACGGCAGCUGCACGGAGAGACAGCAUCACUACUUCCUUAGCCACGUAGAAGACUGGGACCUUGUGUUUGCGGCAUCAGCAGCUUCUAUUGAAGUCAGCGUCAUCUCCAGACAAGAUGACAAGAUCUGGGAGCUUUGGAUCCUUGAGGAUGCGAGUCGGGCUGAACUUCCCGUGACCGAGACAAACGACGACACUCUUCCUCUCGGCUUAGCCAUAGACUUCACCAGCCAGCAGGAGAUCCACAUCACUGACGAGAAGACCCUGCCUCCAGCACCCACUAUGCUGAUGCUCUCCACUGAGGGAUUACUCUGCCCCUUCGCUCUGCUCAAUCUCAAUCCCGGGGUUAAGCAGCUGGUCUCGGCACCAACUACACUCGCCUUGGAGGGAGAGAGACUGCCCAAGCCUGGGUCUGUGGCAACACAAGCUCUUAAAGCUGCUGCCUCCGUCCCAUCUGCCCCAGCCUCGUUCCCAAGCCUCGGCCUUACUUCAGCAGCUGUUUCCACUCCUCCGCCUGCUGCUGCCUCCUUUUCCGCUGCCCCAUUCAGCAUCGGCUCCACAGCGCCUGUAUCCUCAUCGUCGUCGAGCUUCACUUUCUCAGUCCCAUCUACGUGCUCCAGCUCUAUGCCAUCGGCGUUCUCCCUGGGAGGAGGGGCAACGACUGCAUUUGGCUCUGGAUCAAGUUUUUCCUUCGCCUCCAAACCUCCUUCUGAAACUCCUUCGGCCUCUUCUGCGUUCUCUUUUGCACCGGCCAUCAAACCAUCAGCAGUGGCAGCUCCGUCUCCUGUUCCAGCUCCGUCUCCGGCUCCGGUUGUAGCUCCUACUUCAACUUCAACUCCUGUCCCAACUCCAACACCACAGAGCCUUGCUGCUCCCUCUCCACCAACUGUGAAACUCAAUCUAAAUGGGAGGUUUUCAGCUGUGGAGGCCCCAGCAUCGGCCCCUCAGCCAUUCUCCUUCAGCUCCCCUCUCCCCAAAGCGAUUGUCCCCAGUGGUGUGACUGCACCACAACCUUCAGCCACCAAGCCACCAGCUGUGCUGGCUCCAGUGCGUCCAGUUCAAACCAGUACGCCACCUGCAGUCGUCCAGAAACCUGCUCCUGCCAUUCAGAGCCGUGUGCAAACUCCACAGGCAGCUGUAAGCGUGAAGGCUCUGGAGAAACAGCUACAACAGAAGAAAGACUCCGAUCCAAUUAUGACUGGUAUACUGGAGGAGAUUGCACAUUUCCAGAAGGAAUUAGACGACCUGAAGGCAAGGAGUUCAAGAGCCGACUUCAAGGUGGGAAGCAAUGACGAGAUGAAGGAGUUAAGGAAGGAGUCAGAGGAUCUCCAUAUUUUCACGCUGGAGAUAAAGGAAACUACAGAGUCUCUCCAUGGGGACAUCGGUACCCUGAAGACCACCUUACUGGAAGGGUUUGCUGGGGCAGAAGAAGCCAAAGCUCAGAGUGAGCUGAGCAAAGACAGAAACUACAGACAGCUGCUUUACAAAAAACCUCUGGACCCACGCAGUGAAGAGCAGCUGAAGGAGAUCCGCAGGCUGUACCAGUAUGUCAUGUUUGCUGUGGAAGAUGUCAACGACGUGCUGGAUGUGGAGUGGGAGAAACACCUGGAGAAGAAGAAAAAGCAGAAACACAUGGUGGUGCCAGGGCGAGAGGGUCUGUUCACCACACUCUCCAACAACCUGUACAUCAUCAACCAGCAGAAGAACAGAUUGGAGCAGCUGGUGAAGGAACUCACUUCACUGCGUCUGUAUAACAAGACCACUGCUCCAACAAUAGACAGCAGCUCUGCUACAACUGCAGGUAUGGAAAGUGAGCUGGAGAGUUUGAGGGAUGCACUCCUGAAGGCCAAGCUCGACAGCACCUCUCCUAAGACCAAAUCCAAAUCUCCAGCCGUCAAGAUCUCCCCGGUGAAACAGUCUCAGCUGCGUAACUUUCUCUCAAAGGGUCAGAUGCCUCCUGUGCGCUCAACUGCUCCAGCCAACCUGUCCCGGUCUGCCUUCCUGUCUCCUAAAUAUUACGAGGACUUGGACGACGUGAGCUCUACGUCUUCCCUGUCCCAGUCCCUGGAGCCUCACCCUGCUCACCUGGAGCUGGAGGAGGAGGAGGAGCUACAGUCAGAACCGUUUCCUCUACCUGUCCUCCCUCCAGCUUUAACCACACCUCGCCACCCAACAGUCGUGAGGACCCCGUCUAUCCAGCCGGGCUUUGGGGCCAUACAGUCGACCCCUUUAACCAAACUUCACUCAGUUCAGGGCGUGGGCUUUGGACUCAGCCCUAUAGCCAGCCCUGUUCCAUCCAAUAAGAUCAACCUGAGUGGGGCAGAUAGCACCGCUCUGGCCACAAAGACGGUAAAACAUGGAGCCCCACCAACAGAGAGGAACAUCCCCGUCACCAUCCCGGCCCAGCAGGCGGCUGCCACAGCUGCUCUCCGCAGACAGAUGGCCAAUCAGAAACCAGCUGUCAUCAGCACAUCCUUGACAGAGUCCACAUUGAAGACAGUCCCUCAGGUGGUCAACGUCCAGGAACUCAAGGAUAAGGGGUCUCCUGUUGUUUCCAACAUCCUCAGCUCGUCAGUAGCCGAUCCAGCAGCUCAAGCGUUUGCUGCAGUCUCUGCUAACCACGCCAAACGAAAUCCUACACAAGGUAUCCAGAAGAUGUCCUCUGAAAGUACAACCACCCCACAGUCAGGCUUUGUGUUUGGUCAACCAUCAAAAACUGAUGUUUCUGCAGCUUCUUCUGCGAUGGAGCAGAGCAGCAGCAAAGGUUUCUCUUUCUCAUCUGGAUCUUCAGGCUUCAGUUUUGCUGCAGUAACACAGGGAUCUGGGGCGUCACAAGGGAAGGAUGUGAACAAAUUCACCUUCGGUGGGAACGGUAAAAUGAUGUUUGGCCAGUCAGUAGAGGAGCCGUUCUCUCUCACCCCCAAGUCCACCUCCCCUGCUCUUGGCACUGCUUCACCCACCUUGUCUGCAAAUACACAAGGAGAAAAACCCUCCUCUUCCACGCCUGCCCUCAGGGUUGAUCCACAGCCUCCUAAGACAGCCGGAGGAGAGACUCUAGGCAGUUUUUCCGGUCUACGUGUCGGCCAAGGAGAAGAAGCUAAAGAUGCAUCCACAAAACCACCAGCUGCAUCGUUUGCAUUUGGAGAAACUGGACUGAGCACAAGUAAGGGAGCAGCACAGUUUAGCUUUGGUGCAGCUCUGCAAAAGUCUGUGGAAGAUUCUACUGGAGUAGAUUUAUCUAAGGGGGCAACGUCGGGGAGUUUGUUCAAGCCUCCUGAAUCAACCCCAAAGCCAGCCUUCGCUGUCCCUCAGCCCAGCUCCGCGGCUGCAGCUUUACCCACAUCUUUCAGCAGUCUUCUGGCUGCUCCAACAGAGUCCACAGAGCAACCAAAGGCCACACCACCACCUUCAGAGCCCACGCCUCCACCUGAGAAAGAGCCUGAUCCUGAACCAGCUGCUGAGCAUGCAAGUCCGCCUGUAUCAGCUGAGCCACCGGCAGAUUCAGCCUCCACAGAAACCGCAGCAGCGACAGUUAAAGCGCCAACACCUGCACCAGCUGCAUCCACCCCAGAGCUUCCCCCUUCUAUCACCCCACCAGCUGAAGAAACCCCACCACCACCCCCUGCAAGUGUAACUCCACCAACAGAAGCUGCCGCAGAGACCACCGCGCCUGCUGAUGCUCCUGCACCAACAUCGACUGCUACUCCCACUGCUCCCUCUGCUCCCUCUGCAGCCGUCACUCAGGCAGCUCCAGCAGCAUUUCAGGCACCCAGCUCUGAAAACCCAGGCUCCAUUUUCACCCAGCCUGCACCCGCAAUCACAGACAGCAGCACAGUGGAAGCCACACCAGUUAUCAGCACAGCGGCCCCUGCAGCAGCCACUGCCACCCCUACAGUCGUUAGCAGUACAACAACGACUACAACUAGUUCUGUGUUCGGGCAACCUGCUGCAACCCCAGCUACUUCGGCCCCCGCAGCCCCUACAGCAACAGGAUUUGGCUCUGCUGGGUUUGGCUCAUCGACUGGAACUGGCUUUGGCAAAUCUGUAUUUGGCCAGGUGAGCAGCUUCGGUCAGCCCGCCAGCAACACGGGAACAGCCAGCGGCUUUUCUUUCGGCCAGUCUGCGUUUGGAACAACUUCUAACAGCGCCACUACAGGAGGUGGUCUUUUUGGAGCCCCCACAGCCACCAAUGCCAGUUCAUUCUCCUUUGGCACGAGCAGCGCCAACACAGCCAGCAGCACCGGGUCAGGGCUGUUUGGUCAGACCACAGCGCCAGCUUUUGGUUCAAGUUCUGGAUUCGGGCAGGGGUCUGUGUUCGGGAGCAACACCACCACAUCCUCGUCUUCAGGAUUCAGCUUCGGACAGCCCUCAGCUUUUGGCUGCUCUGCUGCCACUCCUGUGUUUGGCUCACAGCAAAGCAGUGGAAGUGUGUUUGGACAGCAGCAGCCAUCAUCAGGUGGGGGUCUGUUUGGUGCAGGCUCAUCCAGUACAUCGGGUACAACUGGAGGGGGAGGUUUCUUUGGAGGCCUGGGAGGCAAACCGAGUGAAGAGGCUGCAAACAAGAACCCGUUUGGCACCACUUCAGCCACCGGCGGGUUUGGACAGUCUACUCAGACAGGUACCAACAGUCUGUUCGGGAAUAGCGGCGCAAAGACCUUUGGAUUUGGACAAUCCUCUUUUGGCGAGCAGAAACCGAGUGGGACCUUCAGCACUGGUGCAGGGACUGUCGCAUCGCAGGGAUUUGGCUCCUUCUCUACUCCACAAAAACCAGGAUAA